GAGGAGCGGCGGUGGCGGCGCUGCAGCAGCGGGCGGGACUGGUAUGGUGGUUCCACAGGUCAGACCCCGCUGCACUCAAAGGGAGGAGGCGGUGGCAGCGGCGGAGGAAGGCGGCGCACCUCGAGAGGCAUGCCCAAAGAAAAAUACGACUCUCCUGACCCUCGGAGGAUGUACACAAUCAUGUCCUCUGAGGAAGCAGCAAAUGGAAAGAAAUCACAUUGGGCAGAGCUUGAAAUAAGCGGAAAAGUAAGAAGCUUAAGCUCAUCUUUGUGGUCACUAACUCACUUGACAGCUUUGCAUCUGAGUGACAAUUCCCUGUCCCGCAUUCCUUCAGACAUUGCCAAGCUUCACAAUCUGGUGUAUCUGGACCUGUCCUCUAAUAAAAUCCGUAGUUUACCCGCAGAACUCGGAAACAUGGUAUCACUCAGGGAGCUCCAUUUAAAUAACAACCUGUUACGAGUUCUACCUUUUGAGCUGGGAAAACUGUUUCAGUUGCAGACUUUAGGCCUAAAAGGAAAUCCACUUACCCAAGAUAUAUUGAACCUCUAUCAGGAACCAGAUGGAACAAAAAGGCUACUGAAUUAUUUGCUUGAUAAUUUGUCAGGUACUGCAAAAAGAAUUUCAACAGAACAACCACCUCCAAGAUCUUGGAUUAUGUUGCAAGAACCAGAUAGAACAAGGCCAACUGCCUUGUUUUCUGUCAUGUGCUAUAAUGUUCUUUGUGAUAAAUAUGCGACCCGGCAGUUAUACGGCUACUGUCCAUCAUGGGCACUAAAUUGGGACUACAGGAAAAAGGCCAUUAUUCAAGAAAUCUUGAGCUGCAAUGCUGAUAUUAUAAGUCUUCAGGAGGUUGAAACAGAACAAUAUUAUAGUUUUUUUCUGGUAGAACUGAAAGAACGUGGUUAUAAUGGAUUCUUUAGUCCUAAAUCUCGAGCUAGGACAAUGUCAGAACAAGAAAGAAAACAUGUUGAUGGCUGUGCAAUAUUCUUCAAGACUGAAAAAUUUACUUUGGUUCAGAAACACACUGUUGAAUUUAAUCAGCUAGCAAUGGCAAAUUCAGAAGGGUCUGAAGCUAUGCUGAACAGAGUCAUGACAAAAGAUAACAUUGGAGUUGCAGUACUGCUAGAACUUCGAAAGGAAUUGAUUGAAAUGUCAUCUGGAAAGCCACAUCUUGGAACAGAAAAACAACUUAUUCUUGUGGCUAAUGCUCAUAUGCAUUGGGACCCUGAAUACUCUGAUGUAAAAUUGGUACAAACUAUGAUGUUCCUCUCAGAAGUAAAGAACAUUAUUGAUAAAGCUUCUCGAAGUCUCAAAUCCAAUGCAUUGGGAGAAUUUGGAACUAUUCCACUUGUGUUAUGUGCAGAUCUUAAUUCUUUGCCUGACUCUGGUGUUGUAGAAUAUUUGAGCACUGGUGGAGUAGAAACAAAUCAUAAAGACUUUAAGGAACUGAGAUAUAAUGAAAGUCUUAUAAACUUCAGCUGCAAUGGGAAGAAUGGAAUGACCAACGGAAGGAUCACUCAUGGUUUCAAGUUAAAGAGUGCCUAUGAGAGUGGCCUGAUGCCUUACACAAAUUACACAUUUGAUUUCAAGGGUAUAAUUGACUACAUCUUCUAUUCUAAACCUCAACUGAACACUUUAGGCAUCCUGGGACCUCUGGACCACCAUUGGCUAAUUGAGAAUAAUAUCAGUGGCUGCCCACACCCACUUAUCCCCUCCGACCACUUCUCACUUUUUGCACAACUGGAGCUCUUACUGCCUUUCCUGCCCCAAGUUAAUGGCAUUCACCUUCCUGGCAGGAGGUAGUCAAGUACCUACAGAGGAUAACCUCAGUUUUAUUUGUAAACUUGUGAAAAAUCUGAAUAUAGGGAAGUGAGGUAUUGCCACUAGGGAUUUUUCUUAAUGAUGAUUUGAAUUUUCAAUCUGAUUAUUUGAAAUAAGGAUAAAGUAUGAAAGCCAGGUGCUAGCAACAGACAAAUUCUGAGCCCAAUAUGCUUUAUAUUACUGCUAGACAGGGAUUGGUGUGUUUGCACCUAUCUUUAAUUUGUUACAAGUAAUUUUCCUGUUUCUUCUAUCCAGUAUAAUAUUUUCAUGCCUUGAAAUAGGAAAAUGUUUGAACAGCAUAUUCUCUUUGCACAGAAAUCUGUAGCACUACUUUUUUGAGGCCAGUAGUAACAUCCAGAGACCAUUCUUCCAGACUUCCUCCUUUUUCAGACUUGUUUGUAAAAUAUAGAAUUUAGCCUUGAUGAUUGUAUAUGAUCCACAGAAGACCUGAUUUAUGAAAUUUUUAUACUUAAAAAAAUCAGAUUUGAAAAUGAUUGUAUUGUAAACUAAGGCUAAAUUUUUUUUUUUUUAAAUCCUGUUUCCUGUGUUCUGAAGGCCAGCUUGUAAAAGAGUUGCAACAGACUUUCUCUGCAAUGAUUUGCACUGUUAGGGUUUUGUUAGCCCUUUUGUACUACUUUAUUUUUAAAUUGAGAACAAUUGUUCUUUAAAUCUAAGUCUGCUUUAAACCUUAGGACGUUUUCUUGGACCAGCAGCAACUUAUUCAUGAAUUCCUGAAUUUUUUCAAAAACUCUCUCUCUACCAGGACAGAUAAGCUGAACAGUGAUCUGUAGGCAUUUAUGGUCUGAAUGUGAUGGUUGAUUAUAUGUACAUUCUGAUAUUUUUAAACCUUUAACUGUUUUUAAGUUAUAAACUUAUAGCUGCUUAGGUACAGCUUCUUAACUCCUCUUUGAGACACUUCCUGUCCUAUCUCCACUGUGCCUGCCUAAAUUUGUUCUCACCAAGCACUGCCUGUGCAUGCAGAGAAAAAUCUGUGCAUCCUCUUUUAUAUUUUUUAAAUACUGUUUAACAUUUGUGAGAAUUUUAUGAAAAUGCUUUUGUAUGAGCUGUGGCUUUUUUCUCAUUGUGAAGCAUUGAAUAUCAUAUUUUGGAAUAUGUUCAUAGGGUGGGUCCCUGGGUCUUUGUACACCAGACCCAAGCACUGCUUCUAGGUGUCAUUACACAGUGCUGUUUGUCACCCAGAAUACUAUUAUCAUGUGAAUUAUUUUUGGUUAUCUAUGUAUUCCUUAUGUAUGUUUUUUAAUCAUUCCUUUUUUAAGAAAAAGUAAUUUUCCAUUCAUGAAGCAGUAUGAAUUAGAUGUGUUUUCAAAACAGGUCCCUAAGGCAAUUCUUCAGAUCAUUUUUAAAGUGACUAAGUCAUUUUAGUGUCAACCAAGAUAAAAGUUAUAUGUACCCUGUGUUUUGCCCAUAGUGCCAUUAGUAGAUUUGAGAUUAAAGCCAGCUUUAACUGUGCAAAGUUAAAUUGUAUAUGUUCUGUUCUCAUUCAUUCUUCUCUCAAAAAUCAAAUGAAUUCAGAGGGAGCUAACUGCUUUUGUUUCAACUGCAGGCAGGGGAGCAAAAGGACACCAUGUGAGCAUUAAGAAAAAAAUUGUUGAGUGUUAUUAACAAUUUUUAUACAGAGAAUGAGUCAUUUUGGAUAAUGACUUAAAAUUUUAUGAAAAACAUUCAGCACUUAAAUGUGCUUAUUCUGUUUUUUAAGAGAAAAAUAAAAUUAUAUACUGUUUAAAUAAA
This is a messenger RNA of Ictidomys tridecemlineatus (thirteen-lined ground squirrel), 3570 nucleotides long. RefSeq names its product CCR4-NOT transcription complex subunit 6 (gene Cnot6). The record is from RefSeq and is a predicted model, not a curated record. Gene Ontology annotation, molecular function: poly(A)-specific ribonuclease activity; protein binding. Lineage: Eukaryota; Metazoa; Chordata; Mammalia; Rodentia; Sciuridae.